GUUGUCGGCUCGGAUUGGCGAGCUGCUGAGGGGAGGUGCAUCCUGUUGCAUAUUGCAGCAGCCCUGUAAGUGGCUCACAGGCCGAAACGAGGACGAUUGGAGGCCCGAGGCUGAUUGAAAGCUCCAGCGGCAGAGACUUCAAGGGGGUCCAGUGGGACUGGUGACCUCUGGGGGCUUAAACAGGGAGAAGCCUCAACCGACACGUUUGAACCUAGGAGGCUCUGCUGGCACAGACAACACCACUGGAGUUCCGGGUGCACAACUUUAAGCCUAUUUUUUUGAACUCUCUGCCCGCCUGGAGUAUAUUUUUUUUCUCUUCCAACAGAGGAAAGAGUGUUUUCUAACAAGAUCAAACAGCCCCACUCCAUUAGUGGGUAACUGUCAAUUGUAAUUUUAUGGACUUGUCAGAGUGCCUCCCCAGCCCUGUAACUGGAGGCAAAGUGAAGAAGCCAGGAAAACGGGGUCGUAAGCCAGCUAAAAUAGAUCUGAAAGCCAAACUUGAGAGGAGCCGGCAGAGUGCGCGGGAGUGCAGGGCAAGGAAGAAGCUCCGGUACCAGUACCUGGAGGAGUUGGUUUCAAGCAGAGAGAGAGCAAUCUAUGCUCUUAGAGAAGAACUGGAAAUGUACAAGCAGUGGUGCAUGGCAAUGGACCAAGGAAAAAUCCCCUCUGAAAUUAAAGCCCUACUGAGUGGUGAAGAACAAAGCAAACCCCAGCAGAACUCAGCCAAGAUUGCCAAGGCUGUGAAGACAGAUGCAAAAAGUCACAAUUCCUGGUAAAGAUCCAUCAGCAGACAUCAGAGUCAACAUUUUAUAAAAUGAGCUGAAGUUAAGAAAAGAAAACGCGGUUAUUUGUUAUCUUUAUAUGAAUCUUUCCAAUGAUUAUAAUGUUAGCCAGUUAUUAUGCUGCAGAAAACUUGACUAUUCAGAUGAAUUAUCAAAUGAAUGUGAUGGCAAGCUGACAGAAUUAAUUAUAUAACUUUUAAACCUUGUUUUAAUACAGAUGCUGAUAUUUGCAUGCAUGUAGAAAUGUUUGCUGUAACGUGCUUUUGAGCAUAUGAUUUGUGUUUAGUUCCCUGUUCAUUGUAUAUGAUAGCGGUUAUUUAAGCAACUGUGCAGUGAAGUCUGAGAUUUUCUUCAUUUGAUGUUUAAGUAGACUGAUACACAGGUAUUUGUGGUGCAUGUUGUGAUACUAAUUACUCUAUCCAGUUGUUGGCUGUGAAUAUUUAUAUUUAAUAGCUGCUGCCUUCCUUUUUAUACUUCCAUUGUUUUUGAACUAGUGUAACAUUGUAGCUAACACCAUACCGUGUGAACCAGACCUUAGCUCAAAUGUCACCUCUGCUUACUUUAGGCUAGUACACUCCACCUCCAGUUUGGGCUAAUACUGGCCUACUGUAUAGAAUUGUUGUAAAUAUACUUGAGGUCAAGUGUAUGAAUGUUUGCGUAUUUAAAAAGAAAUAGCUGUGCAUGCUUCUCUAUAUAAGCGAACAUAAGAGAGACAUUAACACAGGUGGGAUAGUUUUCUGGAUGUCCUGGGUAAUGUUUGUGUUUUACAAAGGGAACCAUUGAAAAGUAGGAUCCUUUAUCUACUGUCUGAAAUGUUACAGCUGAUCCAACCUUCUCAAUAAGCUAAAUAUGUGGACUAGACCUCUAUCAGUGAUGCCACAAACACUUACUAGCUAAAGAAUGGUAUUUAGUGUUUUUUGUUUUUCAAAUCAGUCCCAUCAAAUCAGGAGGUAUACUUCAUUCCGAACAUUAAAAAAAUCCUACCAAUCAGCUUGCAGAACAUGGACAGACAGCCCAGUUAAUCUUACUUUCCAGUUUCUCGUUUGUCUAGUCACUCAGUUCUUGGGAGUGAUGUUUGCUGUGAUUCUGCUGCACAAUGGAAACAUAGAAACUAAAUGAGUCAGAAGGUAUCUCCCAGGCCAUCUAGUCUGACCCCCGGCUCCAGCAAGCUCCGCUCACUACAUGCCUACCACGUGCAUGUCUAGCCUAAUAGAAACCAUGUCUGACGUGGUGCAAAUGACGCUGCCAGUUGUGGUACAUCCUGGAUCCUUUGGGCUGAUGUCACAGUCCACAUAUUUUCAAAAAGCAUGGACCUGGGCAAAAGCAAAAGCUGCCCUGGGCCAGCCUGCUUUGAGAAGCAUAGAGUGGGGAAUACAUCCAACAUAGUGGCAGGCCAGCUAUGGAUUAAUUUGUCCUCAUGAAUGAAUUAUGUAUUUCACUUUCUAAUUCAAAGGUUUAUCUUGUGAAAUGAGACAAGCUAUUUAAUACAUUAGAAAAUAACUUUAAAAUUGCUGAGGUGCUUUUAUGAAUAGGCACUUUUAAAAUUUAAAUUUCUUAAGCUUGUAUAAUAGUGUGAUAAAACUUCUUACUACAUUUAAGUGAAAUACCACUGAGCCAAUGUUAACAUGAAUGCUAUCAUUUUGAGUCAAAACACCAGUGCACUCUUUCUUGCUUGUUCAAUGCACUCAAGGAGCAGUUUUGUAAGGGAGAUGCCAUUUCCCACCUAUCUGGUUGGCUGGGUGAUAGCUGGAGAGAGAGAACAGAAGUGAUCUGCCAAGGACACCAACAGUGACUUUGCUCUUGCUGAAUGAAACAUAUCUAGUAAUUUUAUGCAAAUUAAAGGGUGAACAAGGGACAGGUGGUGAAUGGAUACUUUUAAUUAGUUGACUCUGUCCAAGACUUUUGAUGCAUGACAUCAUUUAGACUGUAGACUCCUUAUAACAUUGUACAUCAGAAUGUGAAAGUCUUGGUUUCUUAGAAUUGAAUGCAUUUAUCACAUGUAGUUGACAAAUAAUUACAUUACCUAUUUUGUUUUGUUGUUGUUGUUUUGCAUUAAAAUGGAUGUAAGAUCAA
Varanus komodoensis (Komodo dragon) is the source of this 2855-nucleotide messenger RNA. It is a transcript of the gene CREBL2, whose product is annotated as cAMP responsive element binding protein like 2. Lineage: Eukaryota; Metazoa; Chordata; Lepidosauria; Squamata; Varanidae. The record is from RefSeq and is a predicted model, not a curated record. Gene Ontology annotation, biological process: regulation of DNA-templated transcription. Bases 396 to 776 code for a protein of 126 amino acids. Gene Ontology annotation, molecular function: DNA-binding transcription factor activity. Gene Ontology annotation, cellular component: nucleus. The transcript has 5 exons.